Molecule: messenger RNA, 2258 nt
Organism: Capsella rubella
Lineage: Eukaryota; Viridiplantae; Streptophyta; Magnoliopsida; Brassicales; Brassicaceae
Product: E3 ubiquitin-protein ligase XBAT32
Exons: 10
Coding region: 514-2037 (507 amino acids)
Biological process (GO): positive regulation of transcription by RNA polymerase II
Cellular component (GO): nucleus
Molecular function (GO): transcription cis-regulatory region binding; protein binding
Source: RefSeq, a predicted model, not a curated record
CAUUUCCAUUUUUAAAAAAUAAUUUUUUUUGAGCUUCUCCAAUAUCUUUUAAAAUUAAUCUUGGUCUAGAUUACCAUUUUCAGAGAAGUUUUCUGGAUGAUCUUUCCUCUAAAGUUUUAAGUUUUUUUUUUGGUCAAUUCUUUUUAAAGUUUUAUGAUUUUUUUUUAAUUUUUUUGGUAAAUUCUUUAAAGCUUCUUCUUUUAAAAGCGGGAUCAUUAUGAUGUUGUUGAUGAUGAUGGUGUGAUGAUCUGUAAAUAAUAGAAUUAAAGAAGAAGAACACCAACCAAAAUCAGAGGAAAAGAUCCAACCUUUUUUUUUUUUGUUUUUUUCAAUCAUUCGAAUUAAUUUCUUCGGAUUGGGUAAUCUAUAACUCUGAAUCUCGAAUUUGGGGUUUGCUGCAAUCCAAAAGAUUGUUUUUGGUUCCUUGUUGUUGUGUCGCUGGUGGUGGUGAUUGCUUUAGAGUUCGUUCUAUCAUCGGGUCCGAUCAAAAUUUCAGUUUUGUAUCGUAAGACGAUGAGGUUCCUGAGCCUCGUCGGGAACUCAUUCGGUUGUUCUGCGUCCGGCGAACGCUUAGUAUCAGCUGCCAGAGACGGCGAUCUUCAGGAAGCCAAAGCUCUUUUAGAUUACAACCCAAGACUCGCUCGUUACUCCACUUUUGGCGUUCGUAACUCUCCUCUUCAUUACUCUGCUGCUCAAGGCCACCACGAGAUAGUUUCUCUGUUGGUGGAAUCAGGAGUUGAUAUUAAUCUCCGCAACUACCGUGGACAGACGGCUUUGAUGCAAGCUUGUCAACAUGGUCACUGGGAGGUUGUUUUGAUUCUGAUUCUUUUUGGUGCUAAUAUUCACAGAUCAGAUUACUUAAAUGGCGGUACUGCUCUACACCUUGCGGCUCUUAAUGGUCACCCUCGCUGUAUCAGGAUCUUGCUUUCCGAGUUCAUACCAAGUGUUCCCAAUUGCUGGAGCCUGUUGAAGAAGAAUAAAUGCUCAACUGCAGGAUUUGAUCCUAGUGUUCUUCACGAAGUGAUCAACAGAGCAGCAGAUGGUGGAAUCACACCUCUUCAUGUGGCGGCUUUGAACGGACACAUAGAGACAGUGCAGUUACUCUUGGAUUUGGGAGCUUCGGUUACUCAGGUCACUGUGGAAGAUGGAACCACAAUAGAUCUUAUAGGUGCUGGCAGUACAGCUCUCCAUUAUGCUUCAUGUGGCGGAAACACGCAGUGUUGCCAGCUUCUGAUCGAUAAGGGUGCCUGUUUAGCUGCCAUAAACUCCAACGGAUGGACGCCAUUGAUGGUUGCUCGCUCAUGGCACCGCAACUGGCUGGAUGAAAUCCUGAACCCAACCACAGUACAACCACAAAGCCAUCCACAAAACGUCCCCUCUCCUUUCCUCUGCCUUCCUCUAAUGAGCAUUGUCAAGAUUGCUCAAGAAUGCGGCUGGCGAGAAAAUGAUUGUCUCACUCCAUGUCGUGACCCUUGUGCCGUUUGUUUAGAAAGAAAAUGCACAGUAGCUGCAGAUGGAUGUGCUCAUGAGUUCUGCACAAACUGUGCAUUAUACCUAAGCACCACAAACAUAACAUCGUCCAAGACAUCAAAAGCCACACCAGGUUCAGUCCCGUGUCCUCUCUGUCGCAACGGCAUUGUCUCAUUUACGAGACUUCCUCAUACAACAAGCAUAACAACAGCAACAUCAUCAAGAACAAGCAUCUCAUUGUCCUUCUGCACUUGCUCCUCAGAUGUCUUAGACACAGCUCUCCUGACUAACCCUCACUACAGCUGUAGACCCGUUGUGUCGAGAACUGGUUCUAGAAUUCCACAUUCCGUAAGAUCAUCAUCGUUUCGGUCCCUUAGCUGCCAUAGGUUUCCUCCAAGCCUCUGCCUCAGGGGAUCAGACGUCGAGGAACCACAAAGCCGGUUAAUGGGGGGAUCAUAUUCAAGAUCCGGUGUAGGGUUCAGGCGAUCGGCGUCGCAGGUUGAAGGAAAACGUUCUUGGUUUUCUGCACUCAACCAUUGUGUAACAACCGGUGGAAGUGCUUGCUAACUCAAAACUCUUUUUUUACUUUCUCUAAAUUUUUUGUUCCCAGUAUUUUUGGGAUUAAAAGAAAAGAAUUUGAGCUAAUUGAUACUGUGAAUGGUGUGGUAAUUAUUCAUUUUGUGAUAAUUGAAAAUGUUGUAAUAAAUAUAAUUAACUUGGCUCUGCCAUUACAAUGAAAUGGUGUGUAUAUAUAAAUGAUAAUAUUAUGUUUCAGAGUGUUAUUUUAA